ACGAGCUCGUCUCAUGAUCGUUCACUCACCAGCGAGUACAAGCUACUCCUUCCUGCAAAGGAGAUCAUCAAUGGCGCUUACUUUUACGCGCCAUAGCUUGGUCGUCAUUGUGGGCGCGCUUCUUCUCCAGCUCUUCUUCCUCGCCGGCUUGGCCCCGGCGGCGGCGGCUGCGGGGCCGACGGGGCAGGUGACGGUGUUCUGGGGCCGGAACAAGGACGAGGGGUCUCUCCGGGAGGCGUGCGACACCGGCUUGUACACCAUGGUCGUCAUGUCCUUCCUCAACGUCUACGGCGCCCGCGGCGGCGAGUACCGCCUCGACCUCGCCGGACACCCGGUGGGCUGCAUCGGCGGCGACGUCAAGCACUGCCAGCGCAAGGGCGUCCUCGUCUCCCUCGCCAUCGGCGGCGGCGCCUACUCGCUCCCGACCAACCAGUCGGCGCUCGAUCUCUUCGAACACCUCUGGAACACCUACCUCGGCGGCGGCGGCGGCAAGGGCGCCGUGGCGGCGGCGCGGCCGUUCGGCGACGCCGUGCUCGACGGCGUCGACUUCUUCCUCGACCGCGCCACGCCGGCGGAGCGCUACGACGUGCUCGCCACGGAGCUCGCCAAGCGCGGCAAGCCGCCGCGCCGCGCGCUGCACCUGACGGCCACGACGCGGUGCGCGUUCCCGGACCGCGGCGCCGCGCGGGCGCUCGCCACGGGCGCCUUCGAGCGCGUCCACGUGCGGUUCUACGGCGGCGGCGGCGGCGGCGACGACAACUGCACCGUGUACUGGGAGGACGCGUGGGACAGGUGGACGGCGGCGUACCCGCGCAGCCGGAUCUACUUCGGCCUGCCGGCGGCGCCGGCGGUGGCGGAGGAGGAGCAGGACGGCCGGAGCGGGUACGUCUACCCCAAGACGCUCUACUACCGCUACGUGCCGGAGUUGCAGAAGGCGGCCAACUACGGCGGCUUCAUGAUCUGGGAUCGCUACAGCGACAAGCAGAGCGGGUACAGUGGCUACGUCAAGAACUGGGCUUGAGCCUAUGUAAGUGAAAGAACAAGUCGAUCGAGAGAUCAAUCUCCGUGCAAGAAUACAACAGUUUGAAAAGGGAUCCGACUUAGCUGUACUGCCUUUGAGCCACUGAACACAUGAGACAUGGUGCCUUUGAGCCACUGAACACAUGAGACAUGGUGAUGUGGGAUCUA
Molecule: messenger RNA, 1188 nt
Organism: Oryza sativa Japonica Group (Japanese rice)
Lineage: Eukaryota; Viridiplantae; Streptophyta; Magnoliopsida; Poales; Poaceae
Product: xylanase inhibitor protein 1
Biological process (GO): carbohydrate metabolic process
Cellular component (GO): extracellular region
Molecular function (GO): chitinase activity
Source: RefSeq, a predicted model, not a curated record